CCUCAGUCGUCUCUUGCUCGUUUUCCUCACUCCGGGCCGGGCCCAGCCGGCGCCGCCGCGGCUUGGCGCUGCCGGCCAAGAUGGCGGCCUUCGGCAUCCUGAGCUACGAGCACCGGCCGCUGAAGCGGCCGCGGCUGGGCCCGCCCGACGUCUACCCUCAGGACCCCAAGCAGAAGGAGGACGAGCUGACUGCCCUGAACGUGAAGCAGGGCUUCAACAACCAGCCCGCGGUGUCCGGCGAUGAGCACGGCAGCGCCAAGAACGUCAACUUCAACCCAGCCAAGAUCAGCUCCAACUUUAGCAGCAUCAUUGCAGAGAAACUUCGCUGUAACACCCUACCGGACAUGGGGCGCAGAAAGCCCCAAGUGAAUCAGAAAGAUAACUUUUGGCUGGUCACUGCACGUUCCCAGAGCGCCAUCCAUGCCUGGUUCACAGACUUGGCUGGCACCAAGCCACUCACACACUUAGCCAAAAAGGUACCCAUUUUCGGUAAGAAGGAGGAAGUGUUUGGCUAUUUGGCUAAGUAUACAGUCCCAGUGAUGAGGGCUGCCUGGCUCAUCAAGAUGACUUGUGCCUACUAUGCGGCAAUCACAGAGACCAAGGUCAAGAAGAAGCACGUCAUUGACCCCUUCGUGGAGUGGACCCAAAUCAUCACCAAGUAUCUGUGGGAGCAGCUACAGAAGAUGGCUGAGUUCUACCGGCCAGGGCCUGGGAGCUGUGCUUCUUCCUCAGGGUCUCUCCCCCAUGAGGUGGAGACAGCCCUCCGGCAGUGGGACUACAAUGAGAAGCUGGCUAUGUUCAUGUUCCAGGAUGGGAUGCUGGACCGCCAUGAAUUCCUGACUUGGGUCCUCGAGUGUUUUGAGAAAAUCCGGCCUGGAGAAGAUGAGCUGCUUAAGCUGCUGCUGCCCCUGCUGCUGAGGUAUUCAGGGGAAUUUGUUCAGUCUGCAUACCUUUCUCGCCGCCUUGCUUAUUUCUGUACUCGGAGACUGGCCCUGCAGCUGGAUGGUGUGAGCAGCCACCUUCCCCAUGUACUUGCCACUCAGCCCAGCAGCACAUUGCCACCGACCCCUGCUCCUCAACCCCCAGCUGGCAGCCAGCCCUCCACACCCUUUGGGGAAUUGCUGCAGUGUCCUCAGCAUCGACCUCUGGUUUUUGGGCUCAGCUGCAUCCUUCAGAGCAUCCUUCUCUGCUGCCCCAGUGCCCUAGUCUGGCACUACUCACUGACUGACAGCAGGAUUAAGACCGGCUCACCUCUUGACCACCUGCCUAUUGCUCCCUCCAAUUUGCCCAUGCCUGGGGGCAACUCUGCCUUCACUCAACAGGUCCGGGCCAAAUUACGUGAAAUUGAACAACAGAUCAAGGAGCGGGGCCAGGCCGUGGAAGUGCGCUGGUCCUUCGACAAAUGCCAAGAGACAACUGCAGGGUUCACCAUCGGCCGGGUGCUUCACACUUUGGAAGUGCUGGACAGCCACAGCUUUGAGCGUUCCGACUUCAGCAAUUCCCUGGACUCCUUGUGUAAUCGCAUCUUUGGACUAGGGCCCAGUAAAGAUGGCCAUGAGAUCUCCCCAGAUGAUGAUGCUGUGGUGGCACUACUGUGUGAAUGGGCCGUCAGCUGCAAACGUUCUGGCCGCCACCGAGCUAUGGUGGUUGCCAAGCUGUUGGAGAAGAGACAGGCAGAGAUUGAGGCAGAGCGCUGUGGUGAGUCCGAGGCAGUGGAUGAGAAGGGCUCCAUCUCGUCGGCCUCGCUGUCUGCUCCCACUGCUCCCAUUUUCCAGGACGUCCUGUUGCAGUUCUUGGACACCCAGGCUCCCAUGCUAACUGAUCCGAGAAGCGAGAGCGAGAGGGUGGAGUUCUUCAACCUGGUGCUCCUAUUCUGUGAGCUGAUCCGCCAUGACGUCUUCUCCCACAAUAUCUACACCUGCACCCUCAUCUCUCGAGGUGACCUGGCAUUUGGAGCACCGGGGCCCCGCCCCCCCUCUCCUUUUGAUGACCCCCCAGAUGACCCUGAGCGGAAGGAUGCUGAGGGCAGCAGCAGCAGCAAGCUCGAGGACCCCGGACUGUCCGAGGCUAUGGACGUUGACCCCGGGUCCAGUGCACUCUUCGAGGACAUGGAGAAGCCUGACUUCUCGAUGUUCUCUCCCACUAUGCACUGCGAGGGGAAAGGCAGCCCAUCCCCUGAGAAACCAGAUGGGGAGAAAGAAAUGAAACCACUACUUAAGGAAAAAGUGGAGGGGACCUUGGGGGUUCUCUAUGAGCAGCCACGCCAUGUGCAGUAUGCCACGCACUUCCCCAUCCCCCAGGAGGAGGCCUGCAGCCACGAGUGCAACCAGCGCCUCGUGGUCCUGUUUGGGGUAGGAAAACAGAGAGAUGAUGCCCGCCAUGCCAUCAAGAAGAUUACCAAGGACAUCCUCAAAGUGCUGAACCGCAAGGGCACAGCUGAGACCGGUGGGGAAGACAGCCAGAAGAGGAGGCGUACUCGGCCUGAAGCCUUCCCCACGGCUGAGGACAUAUUCUCCAAAUUCCAACAUCUUUCACAUUACGAUCAACACCAGGUCACAGCUCAGGUCUCCCGGAAUGUCCUGGAGCAGAUCACAAGCUUUGCCCUUGGCAUGUCAUACCACCUGCCCUUGGUACAGCACGUACAGUUCAUUUUCGACCUCAUGGAAUAUUCACUCAGCAUCAGUGGCCUCAUCGACUUUGCUAUCCAGCUGCUGAACGAACUGAGCGUGGUGGAGGCUGAGCUGCUUCUCAAGUCUUCGGACCUCGUGGGCAGCUAUACUACCAGCCUGUGCCUGUGUAUCGUGGCUGUGCUGAGGCACUACCAUGCCUGCCUCAUCCUCAAUCAAGACCAGAUGGCCCAGGUCUUUGAGGGCCUUUGCGGGGUGGUAAAGCACGGCAUGAACCGCUCGGAUGGCUCCUCUGCAGAACGCUGCAUCCUAGCCUAUCUCUAUGAUCUGUACACCUCUUGCAGCCACUUAAAGAGCAAGUUUGGGGAGCUCUUCAGUGACUUCUGCUCAAAGGUUAAGAACACUAUCUACUGCAAUGUGGAGCCCUCUGAGUCAAACAUGCGAUGGGCCCCCGAGUUCAUGAUCGACACGCUGGAGAACCCAGCGGCACACACUUUCACCUACUACACCGGGCUGGGCAAGAGCCUCAGCGAGAACCCCGCCAACAGAUACAGCUUUGUCUGCAAUGCCCUCAUGCAUGUGUGUGUGGGCCACCAUGAUCCUGACCGGGUGAAUGACAUUGCCAUCCUGUGUGCCGAACUGACUGGUUACUGCAAGGCCCUGAGUGCAGAAUGGCUCGGGGUUCUGAAGGCUUUGUGCUGCUCUUCUAAUAAUGGUACCUGUGGCUUCAAUGACCUGCUCUGCAAUGUCGAUGUCAGUGACCUGUCUUUUCAUGACUCCCUUGCCACCUUUGUUGCCAUCCUUAUUGCCCGGCAGUGCCUGCUCUUAGAGGACCUCAUCCGCUGUGCAGCCAUCCCCUCCCUGCUCAAUGCUGCUUGCAGUGAACAGGACUCUGAACCGGGUGCCCGCCUCACCUGCCGAAUCCUGCUCCACCUUUUUAAGACGCCUCAACUCAAUCCCUGCCAGGCUGAUGGCAACAAGCCCGCUGUUGGGAUCCGUUCCUCCUGUGAUCGGCACCUGUUGGCUGCCUCCCAGAACCGCAUUGUAGAUGGGGCUGUGUUUGCUGUGCUCAAGGCUGUGUUUGUGCUUGGAGAUGCUGAGUUGAAGGGCUCAGGCUUCGCCUUAGCAGGGGGAGCAGACGAGCUCCCCGAGGAGGAGGGUGGGGGUGGCCGGAGGCCUGGGGGCCGAAGCUUCUCAGUGGAGACAGCCAGUCUGGACGUUUAUGCCAAGUACGUGCUGCGCAGCAUCUGCCAGCAGGAGUGGGUGGGAGAACGCUGCCUCAAGUCUUUAUGUGAAGACAGCAACGACCUCCAAGACCCCGUGCUGAGUAGCGCCCAGGCCCAGCGCCUCAUGCAGCUCAUCUGCUACCCACAUCGGCUGCUCGACAACGAGGAUGGAGACAACCCCCAACGGCAGCGCAUCAAGCGCAUUCUCCAGAAUCUGGACCAGUGGACUAUGCGGCAGUCCUCCCUGGAACUACAACUCAUGAUCAAACAGACCCCUAACAAUGAGAUGAACUCCCUCCUGGAGAACAUUGCCAAGGCUACCAUUGAGGUUUUCCAGCAGUCAGCAGAGACGGGGGCAGCCGCAGGGGGGCCUGCUGCCACCGUGCCCCCCAGCAGCAACAAGGCUAAGCCUGUUCUCAGCUCCCUGGAGCGCUCUGGGGUGUGGCUAGUGGCUCCGCUCAUUGCCAAGCUACCCACCUCAGUGCAGGGCCACGUCCUCAAAGCAGCUGGGGAGGAGCUGGAGAAGGGACAACACCUGGGCUCUUCCUCCCGCAAGGAGCGGGACAGGCAGAAACAGAAGAGCAUGUCCCUCCUGAGCCAGCAGCCCUUCUUGUCCCUGGUGCUGACUUGUCUGAAAGGGCAGGAUGAGCAGCGUGAAGGCCUCCUAACCUCUCUCUACAGCCAGGUGCGCCAGAUUGUUAACAACUGGCGGGACGACCAAUACUUGGACAAUUGUAAGCCCAAGCAGCUGAUGCAUGAGGCCCUCAAGCUGAGGCUUAACCUGGUGGGGGGCAUGUUUGACACAGUCCAGCGAAGCACCCAACAGACCACCGAGUGGGCCGUACUGCUCCUGGAGAUUAUCAUUAGCGGCACUGUGGACAUGCAGUCUAACAAUGAGCUCUUCACUACCGUGCUGGAUAUGCUGAGUGUGCUGAUCAAUGGGACAUUGGCCGCAGACAUGUCCAGCAUUUCUCAGGGAAGCAUGGAAGAAAACAAACGGGCAUACAUGAAUUUGGUGAAGAAAUUACGGAAGGAGCUAGGAGAACGCCAAUCUGACAGCCUGGAAAAGGUCCGCCAGCUCCUGCCGCUGCCCAAGCAGACACGAGACGUCAUCACCUGCGAGCCACAGGGCUCCCUCAUUGACACCAAAGGCAAUAAGAUUGCUGGCUUUGAUUCCAUCUUCAAGAAGGAGGGCCUCCAAGUCUCCACCAAGCAGAAGAUCUCUCCUUGGGAUCUAUUCGAAGGACUGAAGCCAUCGGCACCACUGUCCUGGGGCUGGUUUGGGACCGUGCGUGUAGACCGGCGGGUGGCAAGGGGGGAAGAGCAGCAGCGGCUCUUGCUCUACCAUACCCACCUGCGGCCUCGGCCCCGGACCUACUACCUGGAACCGCUGCCACUUCCCCCAGAGGAUGAAGAGCCACCUGCCCCAACUCUCCUAGAGCCCGAGAAAAAGGCACCCGAGCCCCCCAAGCCUGACAAGGCAGGGGCAGCCCCGCCUAGCACAGAAGAACGCAAGAAAAAGCCUCCCAAAAGCAAGAAGCGUCCCCAGGCGGCCAGCAAGACUGAGGACUAUGGACUGGGCCCAGGGCGGAGUGGCUCCUAUGUCUCAGUGCCCACAGAUCUGCUGCAUCACACCGCCGGGGGCUCCAUCUCUCGCUUUGGCUACCCCCAGACGCCUGUGACACUCUACACCCAGAACCAGCCUCUUCCCGCAGGGGGCCCUCGCCUGGAUACCACAUAUCGCCCGGUAAGGAUGCCAGUACCCAAGCUCCAGACCCGCCCAUCAUACUCUGGGGUGAUGCCUUCACCCAUAACUGGGGUCAUAAGCAUCGACCCUUCCUACAAGACUCCUGUGUACCGGCAACAGCAGCCCCCCGUGCCACAGGGCCAACUUCUCCGUCAGCAGCUCCAGGCCAAGCUGAGUCAGGGGAUGUUAGGCCAACCACCUGUCCGUCAGAUGACCCCAACUUCCUCCUAUGGUUCACUGCAGGCUUCCCAGGGCUACACUCCCUACGGUUCCCACAUUGGACUACAGCAGCACACUGGCCCAACUGGCACAAUGGUGCCACCCAGCUACUCCGGCCAACCCUACCAGAGCCCCCAUCCUGCCGCCAACCCCACCCUCGUGGACCCUGCACGCCACCUCCAGCAGAGGCCCAGUGGCUAUGUGCACCAGCAGGCCCCAGGCUAUGGGCAUGGGCUGCCCACCACUCAAAGGUUUGCCCACCAGUCACUACAGCAGACCUCCAUGAUGGGGACCAUGACCCCCUUGAGUGCUCAGGGGGUCCCCACCGGCGUCCGUCCCAGUCCCAUCCUGCCCGAGCAGCAGCAGCAACAGCAGCAGCAACAGCAGCAGCAGCAGCAGUACCACAUUCGGCAGCAGCAGCAGCAGCAACAGAUCCUGAGGCAGCAGCAGCAGCAACAGCAGCAGCAGCAGCAGCAGCAGCAGCAGCAACAGCAGCAGCAGCAGCAGCAGCAGCAACAGCAGCAGCAGCAGCAGCAGCAGGCUGCACCCCCGCCACCUCAGCCGCAGCCGCAGCCCCAGGUAGCCGCCGUGCCACAGCCCCAGGCUCAGGGACAGCCGCCCGGGCUGGGCAUGCAGCCCAUUUUCCAGCGGCAGGGCCUCCAGCAGACCCAACAACAGCAGCAGACAGCAGCCCUGGUCCGCCAGCUCCAGCAGCAGCUUUCCAAUACCCAGCCUCAGCCCAACACCAACAUGUUUGGACGAUACUAAGCCACCCGAAGGAGCUGCCCGUUGACUGGACCUGACCCUGGCCCCUUCCUUGGGCUCCAUUUUUAAUGAGUUUUUAGUAUUUUUGUUAAGAUGAGGCUGCCGCACUGUCGGGUUUUGUACGCUAUUUAUACAGACACCCUGGGGCUGGCUGCAGCACCCAAUUACACAGAGCCUCUUUGCAAA
This is a messenger RNA of Dromiciops gliroides (monito del monte), 6770 nucleotides long. RefSeq names its product mediator complex subunit 12 (gene MED12). The coding region runs from base 81 to 6587 and encodes 2168 amino acids. NCBI's taxonomy places the organism in Eukaryota, Metazoa, Chordata, Mammalia, Microbiotheria, Microbiotheriidae. Gene Ontology annotation, cellular component: mediator complex. The transcript has 44 exons. Gene Ontology annotation, biological process: regulation of transcription by RNA polymerase II. The record is from RefSeq and is a predicted model, not a curated record. Gene Ontology annotation, molecular function: transcription coactivator activity; beta-catenin binding.